CUGUCUUCUUUUGACUCCACCACACCGAGGCCUCUCCCCUCUCGGCUCAUCUGGCCUCUCUAAGGGUCAAAGCAGUGGAGCUCUUCCUCCACUCAGGUCUCUUCAGUAUAUAUAUGACAGCCUACCGCUGCCUUGGACCCUUGUCUGUGACUCCCUCCGAGAAGGAAGAAUAGGAGGCGAAUACAUUCAUCACCUGUCCUGUUGUUAGUCUGCUGGAGAGGAUUGUGUGACAUGGGCAGACCUCCUUGCUGUGAUAAGGUAGGUGUGAAGAAGGGUCCUUGGACUCCGGAAGAGGACCUCAUGCUGGUCUCCUACAUCCAACAGCAUGGACCUGGUAACUGGAAGGCUGUGCCUGCCAACACGGGUUUAUUGAGAUGUAGUAAGAGUUGUAGGCUCAGAUGGACAAACUACCUCAGGCCGGGGAUCAAGCGUGGCAACUUCACAGAGCAAGAGGAGAAGCUCAUCAUCCAUCUCCAGGCUCUUCUCGGGAACAGAUGGGCAGCCAUAGCUUCUUACCUUCCGGAGAGGACGGACAAUGACAUCAAGAACUUCUGGAACACCCAUCUGAAGAAGAAACUGAAGAAGAUGCAAAACUUCGAAGAUGAUACCAACAAAUUUGGGCUCUCCAUUCACCAACCCAUCUCCAAAGGCCAGUGGGAGAGGAGGCUGCAAACUGACAUCCACACCGCGAAGCAAGCACUUCGUGAAGCCUUGUACUUCGAGAAACCAAGUUACCACGGUGACUUGAGGCCCUCCGUCGGCUACUGCUCUUCCACAAAUGCCGGUCCGCAGGUGCCAUCUGCCACAUACGCAUCAAGCACGGAGAACAUAUCUCGAAUGCUCGAGGGGUGGAUGAAGAACUCGCCCAAGAAAAGAACUUCCCCAUCAAACUCGGACUCGUCCCAACGCUCGACGAACCACCCGGCUGCGACCGAGUCCGCGUCCAGCGAGGAGUCAGCCGCCGUUGCCAACAAGAUACUGUCACCCGCGGGGCUCAACUCCUUCCUCAACUUCGAACCUUCUGCAUCCGAGGUGUCAGACGCCAGCCUUUUCCAGGGCGAGAGUAAGCCCGACGUAGAGACUCCGAUGCCUCUGGCUUUGCUUGAGACUUGGCUCUUCGAUGAAAGCAUCGGACAAGGUGGUGCUGCCCUAGCUGACAUGCCAUUUGAUGACACUGCAGGGUUGUUCUAGUAGCAUUAAUUUUCUUGGUUAAGGGUUCCGUUCAUCGUUCUUUUUCGUGUAGGCCUUCGAAAUAAGCUUCACCGUUUCUUAGUAGUCGAUGAUUGAUCACAAAGACCCUCCAAGCAAGGAAAUAAGUGUAUAUUCUAAAGAUCUAGAUAGAAAAAGACUACGACUUUAUUCCAACCUGUAUAUGCUGUAUAUGGGGUCUGCUACGGGAACAAUUGCAACUGCUUUUUCUUUUCUCUAGUUUUUACUAGAUCAAACAUAUGUAUGCACAGCACUGCUAUGAAUCUUGGCGUUUGUUCUUGUA
This is a messenger RNA of Musa acuminata subsp. malaccensis (wild Malaysian banana), 1492 nucleotides long. RefSeq names its product myb-related protein 306. Gene Ontology annotation, biological process: response to auxin. The record is from RefSeq and is a predicted model, not a curated record. NCBI's taxonomy places the organism in Eukaryota, Viridiplantae, Streptophyta, Magnoliopsida, Zingiberales, Musaceae.